AUGAAGUGUAAUUUGAGGUGUGAGCCAUCAGUCUGUUACCGAGCUCGACUUGUGUGCAAUCGCUGGCGUACAGCCAUCGACGAGAUGGACGAGGAGAGCCGAAAGGCAAUACUUAGUGAAGGGCAUGCUCGUUUGUUCAUAUGUGAUCGACGCCGGUUCGUUAUUAUUUAUUUCCCUCGGGAUAACGAGGAUGUAGCUUAUGUUGCAAUCCUGGAGAAGUUCUGCAGCCUUCCAUCAUGCUCCUACACCGUUGCCGAGCUCACAACACCACGAAAAUCGGUGUUUUUGGCCGACUGUUUCGCACAUACGGCCUUCAACAGCUGGGCCUACCGUUUUGACGUGUCGCAGUGGAUUCGCAAUUUCGACAUCGUUGAGGUACUUCUCGAUGCUGUUUUUGGGAGACACUUGAUGUGCACUUUAAGACUCACUUUAAAGCAAGUAAAACCUAGGUUGGGACGCACCGAGCGGGCCCGUGCGACCAUGCGUUUUUGCACCAGACUUGAAGUACUCAGGUCAUUAAUUGCAUGAAU
Molecule: messenger RNA, 530 nt
Organism: Gongylonema pulchrum
Lineage: Eukaryota; Metazoa; Nematoda; Chromadorea; Rhabditida; Gongylonematidae
Source: the annotation of a GenBank genome assembly